Molecule: messenger RNA, 1800 nt
Organism: Eimeria mitis
Lineage: Eukaryota; Apicomplexa; Conoidasida; Eucoccidiorida; Eimeriidae
Exons: 5
Coding region: 1-1800 (599 amino acids)
Source: RefSeq, a predicted model, not a curated record
AUGCAGGUAUUUCGUCUACGGCAUCCCAAUGACGCUAUCGGAGGACCUGAGGUGAUGGCAGCAUGUGCGCAAGCAGCCGCUCUUCUAGACGCCUACCGCAGUCUGCGUUCGGCCCAUUUAGACUACCACAUGCAACACGACCCACAUGCCGGCAUGUCAGAGGACAGCGCCGCCUGGAUGGCCGGGCGCUUCAACCUCAUGUUGCAGGAAGACCAGGCAGUUGCAAACGACAAAAAUGUCCGGAAGGGGCUGAAGUGGUGUAUUGACUCAACCUUAGUUGUUCAGCAGAUCCUGUCUCAACGGGCACUCACGGAUCUGAACGAAACCUUAGUUGUUCAGCAGAUCCUGUCUCAACGGGCACUUACGGAUCUGAACGAAAGCCCUGCAUCUCCCGGCAAUGCAUUCAACAACUUACUGGAUGCCUCGCGCACUGCCGGCGCUUCUCACACACGCCGAAUCGCACAGUACCUCCUGUCGAGAUGCCGCGAUGAGUCGAAGGAAACAACAGCUCAGAUUCAUGCCUGGGCAGCACUCAGCGUUGGGAUUGCGGAAACCUUUUUCAGAGGCCAAUUGACCUGCGCAAUCAACGCCCAGGAAAGCUCGGAGAUUGAUAUCAGUCUUGUUAAAGCUGCCUUGUCAUUAGGUUGGGGGAAAAUGGGAAUAGAAGAUGUUCUAGAGCCCCAUGCACUCCUCGUACAGGUCGUGAGAAGCAUUGAAAAGAGCAGGCUGCUAACAGACUCUGACAAGAAACGGAUCCAGAAAAACUGCUCUAGGAUUGGCAAGGCGCAAAUGCAACCAUUUUGGCCAUUUUAUAAGGAACCACAACACUUGGAUGAGGCCCUUCUCUCCAUGUAUUCAGUUCCUUCAAGGGAUGACGGUGAACGAGGCCAAGGCGAAGGGGGCGGUGGCAACCCGGAACCCACUCCGGAACCACAGGAGCAAUAUGGCAGCAAUAUGCCCCCAGAAACUCCUGCGGGUACUUCUGAGGAAGGCGCAGAACCAAGCGGAGAGCAACCUUAUCCACGCGGGCAGCCACCUCCACCCCCUCCCCCAGUGCAUCGAGAAAAGCCGCCUCUACAGGCCGUGGAGGAGUCGCGCCCGCAUCAAUCAGUAACAGUACCAGUACCGCUAAGUGAGCACGGGGAGGAAACAUCUCCGGAUGAGACUGAGGAAGCGCCGAUCCCUACACAAGAGAAACAAGAACAUCCCGGCGGAAGCGAAGGAGAGCCUCCAGUGCCGCCACCUCAUGUAAAGGAUCAACCAACUGCAGAAGGCAGCAGUCAGGAGGUCAUGGAAAACGAGGCUCACUCAGGCACUAUGCCCAUUGUUCCAGUGGUCCCUCCCAGACAGGCAGGGCGCCAACCAUCCGAGAACGAUCUUCAUAAAGGCGAACCUCCCAUGCCACCUCCGACGCAACCUAAAGAGCCCAUUGCAGAUCGAGGUGGAAAGCCAGUAGAACACUAUGGAGGGCAUCCUUCCCCAGUUCCGAUCCCCCGAGAGCACACCAACGAAGAUACACGCGGCAGUCAAGAGCAGCAAAGGAAACUGCCUACACGCAUCCGGCUUGGCUCCGCAAGCGGUCGCUUGGAGGGAAAUGGCCCAAAAGAGAACAUACCGAAACUCAAGCGCUCUCCCUCCGAUAACUUCAAUCCCCACAGAAUCGCGACGCCCAGACAAAGUGGGUCGAGACUGUACAAUCAUAGACUACUUGUAGAUACAGGUUCUGGAGCAGCCCCCGGAGGGAAACUCCUCAGCAUCCGUGUAUCUAUUUGUCCUUCUCCAAUUGGGUCAACUCUGUAA